Molecule: messenger RNA, 727 nt
Organism: Paramuricea clavata
Lineage: Eukaryota; Metazoa; Cnidaria; Anthozoa; Malacalcyonacea; Plexauridae
Source: the annotation of a GenBank genome assembly
AUGAGCGAGAUCUAUGCUGAAGCUGAAACAGAUGGAAUACUUCUAAUCGACGCAAGUAAUGCUUUCAACCAAAUGAAUCGCUCCGUGGCAAUGCAUAAUAUCCAGAUUACUUGUAAUGAAAUCUCGCAGUAUCUUAUCAACACCUAUAGAAGUCCUUCUAGACUUUUUAUUUGUGGUGGAGGGGAGAUACUGUCUCAAGAAGGCACCACUCAAGGUGACCCUUUGGCCAUGCCUUGGUAUUCAAUCAAUACAUCAACUAUCAUACAAUCACUGAGACUCGCUAGCCCAGACGUCAAACAAGUUUGGUUGGCUGAUGACUCAGCAGGGGGAGGAACGAUUGCAGCGCUCUAUAGUUGGUAUCGUUAUCUGUGUGAAGAAGGCUUGAAGUAUGGAUACCAUGUAAACGGUUCUAAGAGCUGGCUGAUUGUUAAAUCACAACUUCUGGCGUCAGAAGCAGAACGGGUGUUUGGAAGAGAGGUGAAAAUAACAACUGAAGGAAGGCGACAUCUGGGCGCAGUUAUUGGUUCUACAAAUUACAAAGAAGAGUACUGCAACGAAAAGGUCAACAGUUGGAGAGAAGAAAUCGAAGCACUAAGUGAUAUUGCAAAAAGUCAACCUCAUUCAGCCUAUGUUGCUUUCACAAAGGGCUUCAAAUCGAAGUUUACAUAUUUUAUGCGAACGAUAAGCUCCUUUGAAGAUUAUAUUAACCCUAUCGAGGAAGCCAUAA